CUUGUAUGAAAACGCCUUGGGGUAAAUGUGUGCACAAUUGUUUUUGUGUGUUUUAGGCCAUUAACCGUAUAAACAAAACCGUCAUUGUGAAUACCAACACUACAGGAUUUUUCGGCAAAAUAUUCCUUGCAGGACUUUGUGAAAUACUUCAACUAUACUGUGCUUUAACGAAAAAGAAAUUAUUCAUAAUUAAAUACACUGAUAAAAUGGCUUGCCGAUUGUGCUUAAAAAAACCGGGAGAUUUUUUGGAAAUCUUCAAAGAAAGUGGUGAAUUAGUUGAAGGGGGUGCCAAAGAAAUUAUAGAGAAAUACUUCCAAAUUCAGAUUACAUUCAACGAUGAAAUCUCAAAUAAAAUUUGUUUGGUUUGCUGGCGUUAUCUAAACGAAUUCCACAGAUUUUGGUUGAACAUUAAAGAGAAGCAACAAACACUGCAAAUCGUUUUUGAUUGUAUGAAGAUUAAACGCGAAGCGUCGAAAGACAGUGCCUAUGAAAUAAAUUCAACAUUUGAUGGAAAAAAUAAUAUAUUGUGUGAACCUGAGUUAAUCAUAGAUGAUAUUAAGGGGGAACCGAAUUUAGCUGGGGAUUUUGAUGAUAGUAUGAAUGAAGAUUCGUCAUUGCUGCUUCCAAAAAGUUCCGAUGUGAAAAUCAUCGCCAAUUAUAUAGCUAUUUUUCCAAUUCUUAUCCGCUCUCGGGAAGGAUUUUUCCACCAAACCGAUACUCCACUUAGGAACUAUUGCGAUGGGAAUUAUAGUAACUUUCGCAACAAAGUCUAAAGUGUUAAAGCAUAUUAUUCGGUUGCUUAAAUUUUUAAUAAAACGCAUUGGGAAAUUUAGAAUACCUCUGAGCUUGCAACUCCAGCUGCAGAAUUAAACUGCUAAGCAUAAUUGAAGCUUAGUGAAAAGCAGUUGCAAAUCUUCAUAGAA
Rhagoletis zephyria (snowberry fruit fly) is the source of this 923-nucleotide messenger RNA. RefSeq lists its product as uncharacterized. Gene Ontology annotation, molecular function: zinc ion binding. Gene Ontology annotation, cellular component: nucleus. NCBI's taxonomy places the organism in Eukaryota, Metazoa, Arthropoda, Insecta, Diptera, Tephritidae. The record is from RefSeq and is a predicted model, not a curated record.